AUGGCGAGCAACGGCAACAGUAACGAUGUACCCCCAGCAGAGUCGGCGGCUGUCAACACAAACAUUGUCACCUUGACUCGUUUCCUCACAGAAGAGCAAGUAAAGCACAAAGAAGCAACUGGUGACUUCACAUUAUUAUGCCAUGCCCUCCAAUUCUCCUUCAAAGCCAUCUCUCAUUAUAUUCGACGUGCCACGCUUGUAAACCUAACGGGCCUCGCCGGACAAUCCAAUGCAACGGGUGACGACCAAAAGAAGCUCGACGUGAUCGGCAAUGACCUUUUCAUAUCGGCUAUGCGAUCAUCGGGGAAGUGCGCGCUGCUAGUGUCGGAGGAAGAAGAGGAAGUUAUAUACUUCAAGGACCACACUGGUGCGCGGUAUGCAGUGGCUUGCGAUCCUAUCGACGGUAGCUCCAACUUGGAUGCAGGUGUAUCCGUUGGAACGAUUUUUGGUGUCCACAAAUUGGCCGAGGGCUCAACUGGCACAAAAGAGGAUAUUCUAAAACCUGGUACUGAGCUGCUAGCUGCGGGAUUCACCAUGUACGGUGCAUCGGCCCAGCUUGUAAUCACCAUGAAAGGCGGUACCGUCAACGGCUUUACGUUGGAUAACUCGUUCGGCGAGUUUAUCUUAACCCACCCGAACAUGCGGAUUCCGAGAAAGAGAGCUAUUUACUCUGUCAACGAAGGUAAUUCGUUAUACUGGGAAGACCACACGAAAGAGUACUUCAAUUCUCUCAAGUUCCCGCAAGGCAAUGGAAAGCCUUACAGCGCUAGGUAUAUCGGUAGCAUGGUUGCUGAUGCGUAUCGAACGUUGUUGUAUGGUGGUAUUUUUGCUUAUCCGGCGGAUAAGAAGAGUCCUAAGGGCAAGCUGCGAAUUCUAUACGAGUGUGCGCCCAUGGCUAUGGUUUUCGAAAACGCCGGUGGUCAAGCCGUCGAUAGCCACAUGAAAAGGAUGCUCGAGGUCGUGCCGGAACAUAUCCAUGAUCGAUCCGGUAUCUAUUUGGGUAGUUAUGAGGAAGUCGAGAAAGUCAAAGGCUUCUAUAAAUGA
Molecule: messenger RNA, 1044 nt
Organism: Annulohypoxylon truncatum
Lineage: Eukaryota; Fungi; Ascomycota; Sordariomycetes; Xylariales; Hypoxylaceae
Product: inositol phosphatase
Exons: 3
Coding region: 1-1044 (347 amino acids)
Biological process (GO): sucrose biosynthetic process; fructose metabolic process; gluconeogenesis
Cellular component (GO): cytoplasm; cytosol
Molecular function (GO): fructose 1,6-bisphosphate 1-phosphatase activity
Source: RefSeq, a predicted model, not a curated record